GGUUGCAAUCCACCCAUACUGUGGGCUCCCACCUUUGUCGCUCGCUAAACAUAGUAAAGUAGGUGUCUAGGGAUAUAAUCGGGGACAAUGGACUCUUGAAACCGACAUACAGUGCAUGCGUAAUCAUACAUUUUGAACAUGAAUUGACCCUACCCAUUAUAUAUAAAGCGCCUUGCUAGGCAGAGACAUCGACAAUCACUUACCUGGCCUUGGUAGCACUGGUUUGUUUUAAAUCUACAUCAGAACUUCAGUUUGGAAAUGCAUUGACCUUUUUUAUACUAAUGUAAUUAGUAUAUAUCUUUUCAUUAUAAUUAACUGUUCCUGUCAUUUGGUUUUUAUGUUGUGUGAUUUAAACUGUGUUUCGGACUACAUUCAACACCAUGCUGAAUCGUGAGCACGGAGAGAUGAAUGUUUCUGGGAGUUAUCAGGAGCAGCAGUCGUGGUACCGCGACGCCUUCAUCAAGAACCUGACUGUUGUUCUCCUCGGGAUCGUUAUAAACUACCUCAACGGCAGCAUGGUGCAUACCUUCCACCGAGAAGAGGUCCUCCGAGAAAACCCCCGCUACGUGCUCUUCAUCCACCUGGUGGUCAACGACAUGAUCCAACUCUUCAUCACUAUCUCCCUCUUCAUCUGCACCUAUGUCUUUCUCACCAUCAACGUGUCAGUAUGCUGCUUGCUGAUGAUUGCUGCUGUCUUCACCACCCAGAACACCCCUCUCAACCUGGCCACCAUGGCGGUGGAGUGCUACGUGGCUGUCUGCCUCCCGCUCCGCUAUGCCACGGUGUGCACGUUGUGGCGUGCGCACCUGGCCAUCGGCCUGAUGUGGGCGACCAGUGCUCUGACGGUGCUUCCCGACCUCUUCAUACUUUUAGCCACCGAGCCGCUGAGUUUCUUCCUGUCCCGCGUUCUCUGCGACCGGGACAGAGUGUUCCGCAGCAUCUACAGCGUGGCCAAGCGAGACGCCACCAACAUCACCUUACUAGUCAUCGUGUGGCUCACGCUCCUCUACACCUACUUUAACAUCUUGUUCGCCGCAAGGUCAGCCAGCAAGGACGCCAAGAAAGCGCACAACACCGUCCUGCUGCAUGGCUUCCAGGUGCUGCUGUGCAUGAUGGUGUAUGUUCAGCCCAUGAUGCUGAAGGGCUUCAUGCAGCUCUUCCCUGGAAGCUUCUCUGGGGUGCAAUUCACCGCUUUUGUCCUGACCCAGAUUCUUCCCCGUUUUGUCAACCCACUCCUGUACGGCCUCAGAGACAAGACCUUCCGGAGGUACCUGAAGAAGUAUAUCCUGGGUAGGAGCCGGCCCUGCGGCCGGAUGAAGAGCUUCUCCUGAGCAACCGUUGAGUUUCAUUCAAAUGUGGGGUAUUAAAAUUAGCAUUUAUAU
Gadus macrocephalus (Pacific cod) is the source of this 1382-nucleotide messenger RNA. RefSeq names its product odorant receptor 131-2-like. Gene Ontology annotation, biological process: G protein-coupled receptor signaling pathway. The transcript is spliced from 3 exons. Gene Ontology annotation, cellular component: membrane. Lineage: Eukaryota; Metazoa; Chordata; Actinopteri; Gadiformes; Gadidae. Gene Ontology annotation, molecular function: G protein-coupled receptor activity. The record is from RefSeq and is a predicted model, not a curated record. Bases 381 to 1331 code for a protein of 316 amino acids.